AUGGCGCAAACAAUUUCUGUCGCUGUUCCGGGCCAAUUGCUGGGUGCUGCAAGCGAAUAUCUACCAGGCCCUGGCACGCAUAUCCACGACUCGAAGCUCUUUGCCUCAAUCCUAGGACCUAUUAAGACGACCUCUCCUCCUAAACCAGCUGGACCGCAAAAGAGGUUGACGAAGAUAACUCCAGCGGCGCCGGCGGUAUUACCUACGGUUUCAAUCGAAAGAGACAUAUCCGUGGGAAGUGGACUUGAUGGAUCUGGGAAGUCAAAGGCGGAGAUCUUGCCUGAGGUCAAUAGUACGGUUCUUUGCCGAGUGACGAGGAUUCAGCCUAGACAGGCGUCUGUAGCAAUAUUGGUUGUUGGAGAGACUGUUCUGGAUGGAGAAUGGCAGGGUCUGAUACGUGUGCAAGACGUAAGGGCGACGGAGAAGGAUAAAGUCAAGAUUUUCGAGAGCUUCAGACCAGGAGAUAUCGUGCGCGCUGUGGUGAUAUCUUUGGGUGAUCAAUCGAACUACUACCUGUCAACGGCGAGUAACAAUCUGGGGGUCAUCAUGGCGACAAGUGAAGCUGGCAAUUCGAUGUAUCCGGUUAGUUGGAAAGAGUAUCGGGAUCCAGAAACGGGAGCUAGCGAAAGUCGGAAAGUUGCAAAGCCAUUUUGA
This is a messenger RNA of Glarea lozoyensis ATCC 20868, 654 nucleotides long. RefSeq lists its product as uncharacterized. Gene Ontology annotation, cellular component: nuclear exosome (RNase complex); cytoplasm. Gene Ontology annotation, molecular function: RNA binding. Gene Ontology annotation, biological process: RNA processing. The coding region runs from base 1 to 654 and encodes 217 amino acids. Lineage: Eukaryota; Fungi; Ascomycota; Leotiomycetes; Helotiales; Helotiaceae. The transcript has 2 exons. The record is from RefSeq and is a predicted model, not a curated record.